AUGACAGAAGAAUUAACAUCUUCAGCUUUACUAGAACAAUUAGUUUAUAUUGAUAAUUAUAUUAAUGGAGCAUCAUCAUCAAAUGAAAACAAUAGCUCAAAUGCUACACCAAAUGUAGAUGUUGAUGGUCAAUUAAGUUUAGAUUUAGCUGCCUUCGCGGAUGAUUCAUUUAUAUUUCCAGAUGAAGAUAAACCAAAAUUAUAUGAUGAUGAAGAUGAUGAUAAUGAAACAGACACCAAUAAAAGAAUCGGGAAUCAACAUAAUGAUCUAAAAAACUGGGAUAUACAUGAAUUUAAUACAAAUUAUUUAAUGCAAAAUCUAAAAUCAGAACAAAAUAAAAAUGAUGAACCAAUAUCAGGAAGUAGUAAUAAUAAUAAUGGUAAUCAUGAAGAUACAAAAUUUAUUUUCAAAGAACAAGAAUUCAACAAUACCAAACAUGAAGAUAAUUCAACGAAUUUUUUAAAUUUAACAGAUUUACCAAAAUUUCCAGUACCACCAGGAGCAAAAUCAUCUUUGGUUAGUGCAGGAUUAUCACAAAAUCAAAUUGAUUUGUUAAGUGCUUUAGUUGCGCAACAUCAAAACAGUUUGGGUAAACUAAUUCCAAAACAAGAGAAAGAAAAAGAAGAUGAAGAAGAUGAAGAAGAAGAACAACCAAUUACAGAUUCUUUUAAUAAUUUACCAUUCACUGAUUCAAUACCGAUAACACCAACAUUAGCAUCAUUAUCUACAAGUACAAACUAUCAAUCAACAAGAAAUCAACCACAACUUCAUCACCAAGAUUCUUCUAGUCAUUUUAGUCAACCAAUACCCGCUCAACAACAUUUAGAAUUGUCCCAUCAUCAAAGUCAACAUCAACCUUCAAAUUCUCAUCAUCUACAACAAACACCAACUUCAGGAACUACUCCAAUGUCAUUUAUAAAUCCACCAAUCAGUUCAACAACAUUCUCCUCAAUUCAUAAUGAUAAUAAUAUUAGUAGCAAUAUGUUUAGUAAUAGCAACAACCUAAAUAAUCAAUCCAAUACCAACAAUAAUCUCCAUCAUAUAUCAUCAUCAUCAGCGCUAUCAACAUCGUCAACAAUGUCAAGUCCCGAUGCAGCAGAAUUAGAUAAAAAAAGAAGAAAUACAGCAGCAUCAGCAAGGUUUAGAAUCAAGAAAAAACAAAAAGAACAACAAAUGGAAAACAAAAUAAAUAAUUUACAAGAUCUUAUAUCAAAUUUAGAAAAUAAAUUAAUGAAUUUAGAAAUGGAAAAUAAAUUAUUAAGAAAUUUAAUCAUUGAAAAAGGAAGUCAAAAAUCUGAUGAUGAAUUAAAAAAAUUAAAAGAAAAAGCUAAAAUGGGAUUUAAUUAG
This is a messenger RNA of Lodderomyces jiufengensis, 1347 nucleotides long. RefSeq names its product Met4p (gene MET4). Gene Ontology annotation, molecular function: RNA polymerase II transcription regulatory region sequence-specific DNA binding; DNA-binding transcription activator activity, RNA polymerase II-specific. The record is from RefSeq and is a predicted model, not a curated record. Lineage: Eukaryota; Fungi; Ascomycota; Pichiomycetes; Serinales; Debaryomycetaceae. Gene Ontology annotation, cellular component: nucleus. Gene Ontology annotation, biological process: regulation of transcription by RNA polymerase II. The coding region runs from base 1 to 1347 and encodes 448 amino acids. The transcript has a single exon.